Messenger RNA from Tuber aestivum (summer truffle), 553 nucleotides. Lineage: Eukaryota; Fungi; Ascomycota; Pezizomycetes; Pezizales; Tuberaceae. The record is from the annotation of a GenBank genome assembly.
UUCCACCCCACAUUGUGACGAUUAGAGGCUAAUUGUCGCUGUCGAUUAUAGGUGUUAGUAGGGUAUGCCUGUCCCUCCCCCUCCGUACAGCCUUGGAUCUCGCGCUGAUAUUAUGCUCAAGUGUUUUCCUUUUUGGCAGGACCUGUUGUCCUGCUAUGUGGUGAACACUGGGACCACGACGAGCGAUGAAGGCAAAUGGAAAUGUGUUCCGCAGAGAGAUGAUUACUACGAAUGUCUCCAUCACAAGAAGGAGGUUUGUGGGCCAGAGCGAAAAUUGGAGCCACCUGAAUUAUUACACAGAGAUUGAGCUGCGGCCAUCUGACUCCCCUAAAUAGAUUCGGAAAACUCAAGCGAUAAAGGCCGCCUAUAACCGCCGGCUCAAGCAGGAUCCGAAUUUCGAUACCCGGAAACCAGAGGGAGAAGCGGACAUCAGGAGUUUAGGACUACUACAGAAAAAGUAAAAAUGCUGCAGUGAGAAUUGGGUGCGGUCACUGGUUGAGAGGAAAUACGUGUAUAUCGAUAUACGUGCAUUAGAUUUACGAUAUUCCCCAGC